Vespula pensylvanica (western yellowjacket) is the source of this 1221-nucleotide messenger RNA. Its product is annotated as odorant receptor 22c-like. Gene Ontology annotation, biological process: sensory perception of smell; detection of chemical stimulus involved in sensory perception of smell. The record is from RefSeq and is a predicted model, not a curated record. Lineage: Eukaryota; Metazoa; Arthropoda; Insecta; Hymenoptera; Vespidae. The transcript is spliced from 5 exons. Bases 1 to 1221 code for a protein of 406 amino acids. Gene Ontology annotation, cellular component: plasma membrane. Gene Ontology annotation, molecular function: olfactory receptor activity; odorant binding.
AUGAAAAGGCAAACGUUCGAACAUAAUACGAUCGAUUAUUAUAUAUUUCCCAAUAAGAUUUUAUGCAAUAUCGUUGGAAUAUGGCCGAUCGAGGGGAAAAAAAAUAUCAUGAUGAAAAAGUCCUUCGCUUAUUUUCGCGUGUUCUUUGCUUUGACAGCUGUCAGCAGUGUUCUCGUGCCAGAGAUUUUAGCGAUAAUAAUGAAUUGGGGAGAUAUCGAAGUAUUGACAGGCGUAGGUUGCGUAUCUACGACCGUCGGUCAGCUUCUCUUCAAAAUGAUUUACUUAUUACUCAGAAGAAAAAUAUCGUUAAAGUUAUACGAAGAUAUAAGGAAAUGUUGGUACAUGUCCAAUGAUACGAACGAUAGAAAAUGCUACGAGUAUCUAGCUGGCAAAGCUAGGACAUUAACAUUGUGCUUCUUUUUUUGUGGUUUAUGCAACGUUAUCACAUUCACGAUCACCGCUGUGAUAAUCACGAUUAAAAAGGGUCGCUCGAAAGGCAACCAAACCGAAAUGAAUUAUCAUAUGCCGUUCGAAGUCUGGUAUGGACCAAACGCUUUACAGUCUCCUAGCUUUGAGAUCGCCUUUCUAUGUCAGAUUCUGGCAUCAGUUAUCUGUUGUGCCGGAAUUACCGGUUUGGACGCCACUAUGAUGACCUUGAUACUACAUAUAUGUGGUCAAUUCAAAUUAAUUCAAGCAUGGUUCCGCAGUAUUGGAAGGAAUGUCGGUCAAGCUUUGAUAAAGGACAAUGCGAUUUCCGUGAAGCUAAAAUGUCAGAUAGAGAAAAGCAUUGAGCAUCACCGACGAAUGAUAAUUGUAGUUAAAGAAGCAAACGAUUUAAUAAGUCCCAUAAUAUUUAUACAACUUUUGACGAGCGGAUUAGAAAUUUGUUUGAGCGGUUAUGCCGUGAUCUACGGUUCAUCUGGAAUAGAUUUAAUAAAAUUCAUUUCUUAUUUAUCCUCGAUGAUGGUACAAUUGUUAAUUUGGUGCUGGCCCGCAGAAUUACUCAUUCAAGAGAGCAUCAAAAUAGCAGAUUCGAUUUAUUUCGAUAUACCUUGGUACAACUUACCAACGAGCUACCGGAAGGACCUCUGCCUGGUGAUUAUAAGAGCACAAGAGUAUUGUUCCAUAAAAGCGGCAAUAUUCAAAGUUCUAUCCCUUCAAACUCUUACUAAGGUCUUCAAUACGGCAGCUUCUUACUUCACACUUUUGAAAGAAAUGUAA